This is a messenger RNA of Carassius auratus (goldfish), 1526 nucleotides long. Its product is annotated as scavenger receptor cysteine-rich type 1 protein M130-like. The record is from RefSeq and is a predicted model, not a curated record. Lineage: Eukaryota; Metazoa; Chordata; Actinopteri; Cypriniformes; Cyprinidae. Gene Ontology annotation, biological process: cell-cell junction maintenance. Gene Ontology annotation, cellular component: membrane. Bases 62 to 781 code for a protein of 239 amino acids. The transcript is spliced from 4 exons.
GAGAACAUGUGAAGAGCAACAGAGAUGCACAUCACGGAUAUCGAUCAAUGAAAGAACAGAAAUGAUGAUAUCACUGCUUGACUUCACACUUGGAACUCAAAACAUCAGUCUGGUCAAUGGCUUGGAUGCCUGCUCUGGAAGAGUUGAGUUAUUUUAUAAUGGCACAUGGAAGGCAUUGUGUGGUGCAUCCUGGGACAUUGAUGAUGCUGCUCUGGUGUGCAGAGAGUUGGGAUGUGGAAGAGCUGUUAUUGCAGAUGGCCAGUCUCUUUUUGGGGUAAGGGGUAAUGUCUGGCUAAACGAGAUCCACUGUAAUGGAGACGAGUCAUCCAUCACACAGUGCUUAGAAAAGAAUGGAAAUAAUUGUCCUCAGAGUAACGAAGCUGGAGUCAUAUGUUCAGCUUCUUCAUUUAUUAUCAUUGGUGUUGUGGUAAUAGCUGUACUGCUCAUAUUGUCUGCACUGCUGAUCACUUUCCUGGUGAGGAGGAGACAAAAACAAAAGAAAAUCCAAAUAAGCUCCCGUUCAAAAGUUAAUAUGCCAGGUGUGCUCCAUAAUGACCAGAAUGAAGAGCCUGCUGUGGAUGACUAUGAGCUUGUAGAUAUGGAUGAUGGUGAUCAUGAUGAUGUAAACUCUGACUCUGAUCAAGAUUACAUCAAUGUAGAUCAAAAUGACUCUGAACCAGACUACGUCAAUGUGGAAACAGACGAUUCAGAACAGGACUACAUCAAUGUAAAUAUAACAGAAAACAGAAGUUCACUGGACAGUAACUAUGAAGAUUUAUGAAAGCUAUUUGAUGAAAAUUUUUCACAAAAUAAAAGACCCUGUACCUUCUGAAUGGAUAACAGUACUAAAUAUCAGACAAGACAAGAGUCCAUUGCUACACAAAGUGCCACACAAAAAUGGAGCAAGAUUUGCUAGGCAAGGAACAAGUAAAGUCUGCAGUGAGUUAUUCAUUAUAUCCAAUAAUCAAUGUCCAAGUAUAAAUUAUUAUUUGUAUAUAAAGAGAACAAAGACUCUUUGAACAUUACUUUUAUUAAUUAUCUUGAAAUAUCUGGAAUGUAAGUGUGGAUUAUCUUUUCUUGUAGCAAAGCAUCAAUUUGUCUAUUUGACUGAAAAUGGUUAACUAACAAAUUAGCAGUUGUUAACAGAGCUUUAGCAAAAAAGUAUGUACUUUUAUUAAAAGUGAUAUAGUGUUUUUGACAGCUUCUCAAGAUGUGAUGUCUAAAGAAGCAACCAAUAAGGAAACUCGCUGAGAGAGAAAGCAGUAGCUGUAUCCGUUCACAGUGUGUCACAACUACCCACAACCCAUCUGUGUGUCUUCUUCUUUCAGUUGCUGUUGUUGUUAGACAACCGCAAAUGAGCUACUGUUACUGUGUGAUUUCUGCCUUUUAUCAUUACUGCCCACUGGAUGCCUAAAUAAUUGAAAAUAAAAUAUUUUUAAACAACAGUUUAAACAAAGAGUUUAAUAUGUUUAAAAUUAUAUAUUAUUAAUAUAUGUAUUCUACACAAUUUGCCUCUGAAUAAAAUU